AUGGUGGCUGUUGUCGAUCCAUCGAAGUAUUUUCAACUGGUUCAACCCUUGAUCAUUUGUUUGGAUCAUUCUAUAUUGAAGAAAGCUCUAGUUAUGAUUGAAUAUGUUCCGAUUUCCCAGUUAUCAUUGGCAUAUUCAAUUGCUAUUUACAAUAAGAAGAUGGAGGUUAUGGGUUUUGAAAUUCAAAGGAUGAAGACGUCUAUUUCCAAAACAAAUUUCUGCAAGUUGUCAGGGCUUUCAAUUACUGAAGAUUUUAUUGCUCAAGAUAAUAUUUCUACAUUGUCCUUUAUUCAGGUCCAUCAAAAAAUGGGGUACAUUUCUGAUUUAUCUGUUCUUUCUCAAUUUAAGAAGUUUGCACUUCCUCCCAUUUGGAAUGCAUUAUUUACGAUACAAUUCAAAUGCAUUUCUAAGAGAUCAAUUGGAUAUGAUAAUGCAAGUCAAGUAUUUCAUACUUUGUUAUAUGGACUCUAUUUUGGUGAAAAGAUUGAUUUUUGA
Lactuca saligna is the source of this 495-nucleotide messenger RNA. The record is from the annotation of a GenBank genome assembly. Lineage: Eukaryota; Viridiplantae; Streptophyta; Magnoliopsida; Asterales; Asteraceae.